Messenger RNA from Mesocricetus auratus (golden hamster), 4072 nucleotides. RefSeq names its product transcription termination factor 1 (gene Ttf1). The record is from RefSeq and is a predicted model, not a curated record. Bases 85 to 2748 code for a protein of 887 amino acids. NCBI's taxonomy places the organism in Eukaryota, Metazoa, Chordata, Mammalia, Rodentia, Cricetidae. The transcript has 12 exons.
CGGGCCGGAAGUCAUUACAGUACUUCCGCUUCCACAAUACUUCCGGGUUGGAAGACUUGGGGCUACGUUGUCGCCGGGAAUACGAUGGAACGAAACACCAGGAGAUCUAAAACUCACACUGCAGUUUUUUACAAGAAAAAGAAACAGUCCUCUGUGUCUGAGGAAAGACCCCAGACACAAUCCCCUGAGAACUUAGAGAGUAAACAUCUUUGGGUAUCCAAGCUGAGGAAGAGGAGGAAAGAGUCCCAGACACCAGCCUCUGAGAGCUCAGAGAGUGAGCAGCCUCACAUACCCAAGAGGAAGAAGAGGAGGAAGGAGUCCCAGACACCAGUCCCUGAGAGCUUGGAGAAUGAGCAUCCUUGGAUGUCCAAGCUGGGGAAGAAGAGGAAGAAGUCCCAGACACCGGCUCCUGAGAGCUCAGAGAGUGAGCAGCCUCUCAUAGCCAAGAAGAAAAAGAGGAGGAAGGAGUCCCAGACACCGGCCCCUGAGAGCUCAGAGGGUGAGCAGCCUCACAUAACCAAGAGGAAAAAGAAGAGGAAGCAGUCCCAGACACCGGCCCCUGAGAGCUCAGAGGGUAAGCAGCCUCACAUAGCCAAGAGGAAGGAGUCCCAGACACCAGCCCAUGAGAGCUUGGAGAGUGAGCAUUCUCACAUAACUAAGAGGAAGAAAAGGAAGGAGCCCCAGCAACUUACUUCUUCCCUUCUGAAAAAUUCAGAAACCUUCCAUAAAGCCAAAAAGACCACUUCUACCCAUAAAAAGAAAAAGAAAAGUUGUGCUUGGGAAGUGGAUAUGGAAACAGGGAUCAUCCUUGUAAAUAAAGAAAACGUGGAGAACCUGCUAGAGAGUUCUAGGAAAGAUGUGGAUAUUGUCUAUGUAGAUGUAAGCCAGGGACAGAAGUCAGCAGAAGCGGACAAAGCAGAGAACCAGAAACACGACUGUCAAGAGCUACCCAGUGAUGGUCAGAGCAAAAAGAAUCAAAAGCAUCCGAAGAGAGUUGCAUCCUGGAAUGCAGUACAGGGAAGCCAGCCUGAGAGCAUCACCCUGCCCCACUCAGAUUCCUUGUCUUCUGUGCAUCUAGAAGGCAGAAGCCCAGAACUAUCGGUGUCUCAUAAAAGAGUGUCCAAGGAAAAAGUGUCCAGGAACCAGGAAUCGGGGGCCACGCCUGAGAGUCUUGAUAGUGUACACCCUGGAGGAGAGUUUGGGACUGGAGAUGGUGAGAGGGUCAAAGGAUCCGAAAGUAUCAGGAAAAAGUCUAAGAAAGGGAAGUGUGCGUCUGUUGCUAUUGCUACCUCCAGUGACAGCGCCACGCGGCUGGACAGCUGUGCUGAGAAUGCCCUCGUGGAUUCAUUAGAAGGCGCUGAUGCUUUGAGGGAAGAGAAUGUGGACUGCAGACCAAGGAAGGCAGAAACCCAGGCGUGUUCCAGCGAGAAGCCUGCAGAAGGGAUGCAGGGGGUAGAAUCUACCCGUGAAGAAGAAAGCAGUUUGGAAUCAGCCAGCAAUUCCGCAACAAGAUAUGUUUCUGAAGAUGGGAGAGAUUCUGAUGAAUCGGAUGUGGACUUGGGCUCUGCAGUGAAGCAGCUCCAAGAGUUCAUUCCUGAUAUUCAGGAAAGGGCAGCCACCACAAUCAGACGCAUGUAUCGGGAUGAUCUGGGGCGCUUCAGAGAAUUUAAGGCACAAGGUGUUGCUAUUAGAUUUGGCAAAUUUUCUGCUAAAGAAAAUGAACAAAUAGAGAAAAAUGUGCAAGAAUUCCUGUCCCUUACUGGAAUUGAGAGUGCAGACAAGCUACUGUACACAGACCGAUAUCCAGAGGAAAAGUCUCUGAUCACCAACUUAAAACGGAAGCAUGCAUUCAGACUGCACAUUGGGAAAGGCAUCGCUCGGCCCUGGAAGCUUGUGUACUAUCGUGCAAAGAAGAUAUUUGAUGUGAAUAAUUACAAAGGCAGGUACAAUGAAGAAGAUACUAAGAAGCUGAAGGCAUACCAUUCCCUCCAUGGAAAUGACUGGAAAAAGAUCGGGGCAAUGGUGGCCCGAAGCAGCCUCUCUGUGGCCCUGAAGUUCUCUCAGAUUGGUGGUCAUAGAAACCACGGUGCUUGGAGUAAGACAGAAACCCAGAGACUAAUCAAGGCUGUGGAGGAUGUGAUCCUAAAGAAAAUGUCUCCCCAAGAGUUAAGAGAACUGGAUUCUAGACUCCAGGAAGACCCUGAAGGUCGCCUGUCGAUUGUUCGGGAAAAACUGUACAAGGGCAUAUCGUGGGUGGAAGUGGAAGCGAAAGUGGAGACCAGAAACUGGAUGCAGUGCAAAAGUAAGUGGACAGAAAUUCUCACCAAAAGGAUGACCCAUGGUGGAUUCGUGUAUCGUGGGGUCAAUGCUCUGCAGGCCAAAAUCACCCUUAUAGAAAGGUUGUAUGAAUUAAACGUGAAUGAUGCUAAUGAAAUAGAUUGGGAAGAUCUUGCUAGUGCCAUAGGGGAUGUCCCUCCACCUUUUGUUCAGGCAAAAUUUUAUAAGCUGAAAGCUGCCUGUGUUCCUUUUUGGCAGAAAAAGACUUUUCCAGAGAUCAUUGACUACUUAUAUGAGACCAGUCUGCCUCUGCUGAAGGAAAAGCUAGAAAAGAAGAUGGAGAAAAACAAGAGCCAGAUCCAGACGCCCUCAGCUCCCAAACAAGACUUCCUGUUCAGAGACAUCUUCUAUUGUGAUGAUGACAGCGACGGGGAGGGCUCGGAGGAGCCCAGUGCCCCUGGUGUGCCGUGACUAUGGAUCUCCUCCUCCUCGGAUUUCUCUCUGUUCCCUUGGACUUCUUGCUGUGUAUCUCCUCUUCUAGGUGGACUGCUGGUGGCCAUAUCUUCCGGCACACCUGUGUUCUAGCUGUUAGUUUUGGAAGAGUUGUAUCAGGCUGGGGUACAGCUCCCACUGGAGUCUCAGGACAGGGUGAAAGGGGGGCUCUUCCAUCAAUCAGGAAAGCAAAACCAAUGUAGGUGUUCUAGAGAGAGAACUUUCUCCAGGGGUUAGGUCACAAAAAAAUUUCUACAAGAUCUAUGCAUGGUGGGGCACUGUGGUGAUUGGCAGAGGCCAACCUGGGCUCCAUAGUGACACCUUGUCUCAAGCAUACACACAUACAAAUUGUUAAGCAGAUGCUGGAGCCAGCAGGAGGAGUGCGUUGCCCAGAGAGCAGGCAGCACUGCAGAGAAGCUGUGUAGCCCUGCAGACCACCCCAGUUUCCCCAUGUCCUACCGGCUACUCCCCAUACCCCAGGGUGUCCUCUGCUGCUGCUGUCCUGCAGUGGCCUGUGUCCCUCCACCAGCACAUCUGUCUGCAGAGACAUGUGUCCAUGUGUAACCUUAGCAGAACACUUCUGCAAAAGAGUCUGGACACCAGGUGUUCAGAGUUCUAUCCCAUCUGUGCUGAGGAGCACAGAGAAAGGAAAGUGUGGCAAAUUACAGCAUGCUCCCACACGUGCCCCUCAGCAACUGAUUGACCCCUACAGCUCUCAGAUGUCCUUUCUGUGGCACUGUUAGAUUAGAAGGUGGCUAGACCAGCCACAGGAGAAGGAAGCACACAGAUAGGGGGAUUUUUGCUUGCCACUGUACACCAGCACUUUGCAUAGACAUGCAAAUAACACUGAGUAGCCUGGUGAUGCACACACGUAUCCAGGACUCAGGUGGGGGCACAUGGUGUUCCUUGUGAAACAGCAGGUUCUAAGCCCACCUGGACUACAGAAAACCCUGUCUCAAACACAAACAUUGAGUAAAUGAUGUCUUAGUACAUGCUUCUCUACCUAAAUUCCUCUGUCCCUCAGACACUCUAGUCUCAGCUGACAGGACUAACUUAUUCCUACAGAAAUAGUAGUAUUAAUGUAUAAACCAAUGCUAUGUUUGUAAUAGAGAAAAAAGAAACAAUCAAAUAUUCUUUAAUAAGAAGUAUGUUAAGCUAUGGUAUGGUCCUAGAAUGAAAUAUUAUAUGGUAAAUGAAAAUGAUAAUAGAUAUGAUUGACAUAAAAGUAUAUUUUUGUGAAAUACUUCAAAGGAAUAUAUAUUUUCUCAAUUUUGUAAAACUUAAAAAUAAAAUGGGUUGUUUA